Messenger RNA from Mustela lutreola (European mink), 1958 nucleotides. RefSeq names its product RFNG O-fucosylpeptide 3-beta-N-acetylglucosaminyltransferase (gene RFNG). Gene Ontology annotation, biological process: regulation of Notch signaling pathway; pattern specification process. Gene Ontology annotation, cellular component: Golgi membrane. The transcript is spliced from 8 exons. The record is from RefSeq and is a predicted model, not a curated record. Gene Ontology annotation, molecular function: O-fucosylpeptide 3-beta-N-acetylglucosaminyltransferase activity. Bases 47 to 1105 code for a protein of 352 amino acids. Lineage: Eukaryota; Metazoa; Chordata; Mammalia; Carnivora; Mustelidae.
GCUGCGCGGCCUGAGCCCGGGCGGUGCCCGCGGGUCCCGCGGCCGCAUGAGCCGCGCGCGGGGGGCGCUGUGCCGGGCCUGCCUCGCGCUGGCCGCGGCCCUGGCCGCGCUACUGCUGCUGCCCCUGCCACUGCCCCGCGUACCGGCGCCGGCCCCCGCCCCUGCCAGGGCUCCCAGUCCGAGCCCCGGCCGGCGGGGGUCCCCAGCCCGACCCGCCUCCGUCCCCCGCCUGCGGCCGGACGACGUCUUCAUCGCUGUCAAGACCACCCAGAAGAACCACGGGCCACGCCUGGGGCUGCUGCUGAGCACCUGGAUCUCCCGGGCCCGCCAGCAGCUCCAUUCGGGUCCCCCUGGGGCCUCACAGGUUGUCUCUCCCCAGACCUUCAUCUUCACGGACGGGGAUGACCCUGAACUGCAACUCCGGGCAGGCAGCCACGUCAUCAACACCAACUGCUCGGCCGUGCACACCCGUCAGGCCCUGUGCUGCAAGAUGGCCGUGGAAUACGACAAGUUCAUCGAGUCCGGACGCAAGUGGUUCUGCCACGUGGACGACGACAACUACGUGAACCCCAGAGGCCUGCUGCGGCUGCUCUCCACCUUCUCGCCCAGCCAGGACGUCUACCUGGGCCGGCCCAGCCUGGACCACCCCAUCGAGGCCGCCGAGAGGGUCCCGGGAGGGGGCACCGUGACCACCGUCAAGUUCUGGUUCGCCACGGGCGGAGCCGGCUUCUGCCUGAGCAGAGGCCUCGCUCUGAAGAUGAGCCCCUGGGCCAGCCUGGGCAGCUUCAUCAGCACCGCCGAGCGGGCGCGGCUGCCGGAUGACUGCACCGUGGGCUACAUCGUGGAGGGGCUGCUGGGCGCGCGCCUGCUGCCGAGCGCGCUCUUCCACUCGCACCUGGAGGACCUGCGGAGGCUGCCGCCCGACGCCGUGCUGCGGCAGGUCACCUUGAGCUACGGGGGUCCAGAGAACCCACAUAACGUGGUGAACGUCGGGGGCUUCAGCCUGCAGCAGGACCCCACACGGUUCAAGUCUGUCCACUGCCUUCUCUACCCAGACACGGAUUGGUGUCCAAUGCACAAGCAGAGUGACCUCAUUGCUCGGUGACCCUGGACUCCCAACCCAGGGAGCAGGACCGUUGCUGACCCUUUCCGCUCUCGGCUCUCUUAGCUGGCCACAGCCAUGUCCAGGGAGAUGGGGUGCUGCAGGCUUCCCCCAGAGCGCCCCCCCAGAGCCCCUGGUGGGCCAGGUGACCGAGCUCUCUGGGUGAGUGGCCUGCCCCCGCACCAGGGGUCCAGGCUGUGCGUGUGCCAGCUGCCGCAGAGAGCGGGAGGUGUAAUGUGGGUCCUCCCAGCGCAGCCCCCGAGGUGUGCUCCCGCAGGAAAGGGUCUGCUCUGGGACCUAGCGGCUUGGGAGGAGGCUGGCUUCUGCUCCCAGGGCCCCACCCUGCCCUCCUCACCCUGCUGGAGAGGGGGUUCCGGGCAGACUAGGCUCACUGAGUGGGUUCCAGGCCCAGGGUCGUGCGUGGGCUCCGUCAGCAGGCCAUCCGUGGGCACGGAGGCUGCACCAGCAGGCCUGGAGCGGGGACCCGGCUGGUCUCUGAAGGCGCUGCAGUAAGGCCUCCGGCCAGCGAGCUCAAAACCCGGCUUAAUUCUGCCCCGGGCAUCGCCACCUGGAGGCCGCCUCACCGGGUCUCUUCAGCCAAGGCCUUCAUAUCUCUCCACUCCGACCCACCACUCCAUGCUUUUCUUCCCUGACCUCGCCCCCUGCCUCAAGUCCAGAAAGCAGCAGGGCCCUUCUGUUCUGGGCUCCCCCUGCAGGGCGGUGCCCCCCACCCCUGCAGCGGACCCGCCUUAACUGUGCCUUUCCGUGGAAGAGAGAGCGGAAUGAGAGAACUCGGCACUUUCGCCCUGGCUCCUGGCUGCGCAGUUGCUGGAAGUGAAUAAAGGGGUGAUUGUUA